Molecule: messenger RNA, 1579 nt
Organism: Apodemus sylvaticus (European woodmouse)
Lineage: Eukaryota; Metazoa; Chordata; Mammalia; Rodentia; Muridae
Gene: Zcchc12
Product: zinc finger CCHC-type containing 12
Exons: 1
Coding region: 1-1209 (402 amino acids)
Cellular component (GO): nucleus
Molecular function (GO): nucleic acid binding; zinc ion binding
Source: RefSeq, a predicted model, not a curated record
AUGGCUAGCAUCUUUUCACGUUUGGGUAGCAGCCGGGGUCAGAAUUCACCCCUGCCACCUUGGGCUCAUUCCAUGCUGAGGUCCCUGGGGAGGAGUCUUGGUCCUUUAAUGGCCAGCAUGGCAGAGAGAAACAUGAGGUUGUUCUCUGGGAGGGCAGAGCCAGCUCAGGGGGAAGACACCUUUGAGAACUGGCUGAGCCAAGUCACUGGGGUGCUGCCUGAUUGGCAUAUGCCUGAGGAGGAAAAGGUCAGACGCCUAAUGAGAACUCUUAGAGGCCCUGCCCGGGAGGUCAUGCGUUUGCUCCAAGCUGCCAAUCCUGGCUUAGACGUCGAGGAUUUUUUGCGCGCAAUGAAACUGGUCUUUGGGGAGUCUGAGAGCAGCGUGACAGCCCAUAGUAAAUUUGUUAACACUGUUCAGGAACAUGGAGAGAAAUCAUCCCUGUAUGUGAUCCGCUUAGAGGUGCAGCUGCAGAAUGCUAUCCAGGCAGGGGUGUUUGCUGAGAGAGAGGCAAACCAGGCUCGCCUGCAUCAGCUCCUGGUGGGGGCUGAGAUGAGUACAGACCUUCGAUUCAGGCUUAAGAAUCUUCUCCGGCUAUAUGCAAAUGAGCCAGAGCGCCUUCCCAAUUUCCUGGAAUUAAUCAGGAUGAUAAGGGAGGAAGAGUAUUGGGAGGAGACAUUUAUUAAUCCAAAGAGGCCCAGAAGAUCCGAGUCAGUGAUGGAGAGGGCACUCAGCCCUAUGGCACUCCACAGCUCCCCACCAAUAAUGAUCAGCAGUAUUGACUGCAAUGUGAUAGAGAUAGAUGACUCUCCUGAUGAUUCAGAUGAGGAUGUGAUCUUGGUGGAGCCUGAGGACCCACCACUGCCAUCCUCAAGUGCCCCCUCCUUCCUAGGCAGGGCUGUAUCGGAGGACCAAGUGCUGGUCAUUGAGUCCCCUAAUAUUUUUGAGAUCCAGGCUCCUUCCACCAGCAGUGGUGCUGGGAGGAAGAACAAUCGGGGUUUUGGGGAGCUUCGUAGAGCCAGGAAACGCAAACAUACAAUCCAUUGUUCCCACUGUGGUGAGGAGGGCCACUCCAAAGAAACCUGUGACAAUGAGAAUGACAAGGGCCAGGUUUUUGAGAAUCUGAUCAUCACCCUGCAGGAGCUGACACAUGCAGAGGAGAGAGCCAGAGGGGCCCCUGGAGAACCCUUUGGCUUCUCUGAACUACAGUAAGAUGCUACUCCCCAGACUUAAAUUAACCCUUACCUGUAUUAAAUGUUUAAUUGUAGAAAAGAUGGGGGAACAGACUUCUAAUUGCAUGAACAAAUCCACAAAGUGGCUUUCUUUUGGGGUGGAGAAAUGGUCUUGAAUACCAAUAAAGGGAAAUGGCCUGACCUAUGAUCUUGUUCCCCUUUCCCCUGCCUAACAGUCUAUUUUCUGUGUGAACCUAUCUCCUUGGUGGCUUUAUUCUCUUUGUGAAAGUGGUAUUGUUCAUUGUUCAAUCUUCAAGUAAGAAAAUUGUUAAAAAGUACAAAUUACCCAGAACUCUCUACCUUGUGCAACAAGUGUCAACCCUUUGGUGCCUAUCCUUCUAAAUAUUUCU